CUCUGGUCUCUAGGUAACGUCGGGGCUUUAAAACAGCCCUGCCGCAGGGCGUCCGCUGCCUGCUGGCCCCUCUCUUGCUGGACCCUUGACCCUCCGAGGCUCAAAGCCAUGACCCUGCCGUUGCUGCCUGGCAACAGUUUCAACCGCAACGCGGGAAAGGAGAAGUUCCACAAACCUCAUCAUUGGGACUUUUGCAAUAAUGUCAGGAUGCUGUUGAGUGAAGAUAAACCGGGCAUAGGUGGAGAACGGCUCUUUGUGCAAAAGACGAAACCGAAGUACAGUGUCUUUCCUAAAGGAGAUGGAAGUGCUGCACCGUCCUGGGUAGCUUUUGAUAAACAGGUAUUAUGUUUUGAUGCCUAUAUAGAAGACGAAAUACCUGAUAAAUCUCAAGAAGACUAUAGAAUAAGAAGUUAUAAAAUUUUCUUCUUCCUUGAAGAUGACACAAUUCAAGUGACUGAACCACCACUGAAAAAUAGCGGGCUGCCUCAAGGGACUUGUAUCCGUCGUCAUCGGAUUCCUCUCCCACCUCCUGAUGAUGAUCAAUAUUAUAAUGUGCAUCAUUUCAAUAUUGGCAUAGACAUUGUCUUUUAUGGCCGAAAAUUCAGGAUUUAUGACUGCGAUUCAUUCACAAAAAACUUUCUGAAGAAAAUAGGAACCAAGUUAAAUGCCCCAGGGCAGCGUCCAGAAGAUCCUUACCUGAAGCUACGGAAAUCGACACUAGACUGCAUGGAGCCCUUGCGACCUUAUGAGCCCUUUGACACCCUGAGGCAGUUCCUUAACUAUGACAGGAAGGUUCUGCGUUUCUUCUGCCUUUGGGAUGACUCAGCCUCGCUGUUUGGGGACCGCAGAGAACUUGUCCUGCAUUACUUCCUUUCCGAUGAUACGAUUGAAAUCAAAGAAGUGUUGCCACACAAUUCAGGCCGAGACGCCAUGUCACUGUUCCUCCAGAGGAGAAAGCUCCCCAAGUUUGGCCCACCUGGAGUCUACGAACCAGGCCAGAUAACAGAUCGCAUUGUUCUCAACGUGUAUGGUGGCUACUCAGAGAACCGAGUGACUGGCUACCUGUUGGAUAAAUAUCAGUAUGGAAAAUUACACCAACAGUUUUACAAAGACAGUGACCUGAGCAUCGGUGCUACCAUCAAUGUGUGGGGAAGGAAAGUGCUUCUUUGUGACUGCGAUGAAUUUACAAAGCUUUAUUAUAAGACUAAAUAUGGAAUUGAGAACUUUACCUCGAUUCCGUGCAAGGCUCCAUCUCCUCCAAAAAUAGAAAGGAAAUUUCCACCUUACACUGGCUUUGGUUCUGAAGAAGAUUCUCUCCGUUCUUGCAUAGGCCUCAUACCCACACCUCAUCAGAGGGACUUCAAGAAGUUCAUGGAAAAAGACAGCUAUGGCAACAUAAGUAAUACGCUCCGUUUCUUUGCAAAACUAAUCACACACAAAUGUGCCGAUGUGGACAGGAUGUUUAUUAUUUCAUAUUUUCUCAGUGAUGACACAAUGUCAGUGUUUGAACCUAUAGAGAGGAAUUCAGGGUAUACUGGUGGGAUGUUCUUGAAAAGAAUUCGCGUUAAGAGGCCCGGACAAGAAGUCUUUAAAAGUGAACUAUCGGAAUAUAUACAAGUUGAGGAGCUGUAUGUUGGAGCCAAAGUGAACGUGAAUGGCUACAUAUUUCUUUUGCUCAAUGCUGAUGAGUACACCUUAAACUACAUGGAGAACAAUACGGACAAGUUUCCUUACAGCAACCUUCAGCUUGCCCUACAAAAACUGAAAGACGAAGAACCAAAAUCCAGAGAGAUCAAGCAGGUGUUUGCAGCUGCUGACUGCAACCAUACGAAGAGGGUGGAUUAUAAUACAUUCAGGGAUAUAGUGAUGGCUGUAACUGUUGGGAAACUCACAGACCAAGAACUUAUAACGAUUGCUCGUCACUACCGAGUACCCGAUGAGCCAUGUCCAGUCACAGAAAUCCUACUUGCAAUGGCCCAUGAACAGCUCAAGAAAAAUGUUUUUGAGAAUUUUGAAAAACUCAUUGCCAGUUGUGUAUAUGAAGAUCGAGAAAAAAAAAAUGUAAUACCCACCAAAGACAUGAGAAGGCUGUGCAAAUCCUCCAGGCUGCCUUUGACUGAUGAUCUUCUAGGAUCCCUCUUGGCCAGGUUUGAAGACAGUGAAGAACAGAUAAAUUAUGAGUCAUUUUUCUCUGCCCUAAACUGGAGAAAAAAUCCGAUGCCCGAAUUGGAACCAGUAUCUCCUGUGAAAGAGAGAUGUGAAGAUGAGUGGAUCGGGAUGCCAUCACCUAUUCCUGUGAAAUAUAUCGAUUAUUUCUCCCUUAUAAAGGAUCUGUAUGGCUUGGAGGAGGACUAACCAUGCCAGUUUUCAUUAGCUCCCUUUGAUUUCCUUCCCUGAUUUUGACAACUGUAUUUCAAUUUUCAAAUACAAUUUCAUAUUAAAAACAAAGAAGGAACAAAGUUCAUAUUAAAUUGCAAUCCAUAAA
Messenger RNA from Condylura cristata (star-nosed mole), 2485 nucleotides. It is a transcript of the gene EFHC2, whose product is annotated as EF-hand domain (C-terminal) containing 2. Gene Ontology annotation, biological process: regulation of neuron projection development. The transcript is spliced from 15 exons. The coding region runs from base 109 to 2355 and encodes 748 amino acids. The record is from RefSeq and is a predicted model, not a curated record. NCBI's taxonomy places the organism in Eukaryota, Metazoa, Chordata, Mammalia, Eulipotyphla, Talpidae. Gene Ontology annotation, cellular component: microtubule.